Mugil cephalus (flathead mullet) is the source of this 3731-nucleotide messenger RNA. Its product is annotated as major vault protein-like. Gene Ontology annotation, cellular component: cytoplasm; nucleus. Lineage: Eukaryota; Metazoa; Chordata; Actinopteri; Mugiliformes; Mugilidae. The record is from RefSeq and is a predicted model, not a curated record. Gene Ontology annotation, molecular function: protein binding.
GACCUACAUCCCCAGGAAGGAGGUGGCGGUUCUGGAGACCAUCAAGGCCACAGUGAUCCGAGAGAACCAGGCCAUCAGGCUGAGAGCUCGCAAGGAGGGCAAAGACCGAGGAGGAGUCCAGAGGGUCACAGGACCGCCGCAUGGGGGAGGAUUGGCAUCCUCCGUCGCCCCGGAGACCACUGGAUGCUGCGGGGCCCCAUCGAGUACUGCUGCUGCGUUUCUUUGCCAUGAUGUCUAAGAAGGGCGGAAACCGUGGGCCUGAGGUGGAAGCCCUGAUGGAUGCGUCCAUCAUCCGCAUCCCUCCUCAUCACUAUAUCCACGUCCUGGACCAGAACACCAACAUCGCCCGCGUGGAGGUCGGACCACUCACCUACAUCCGCCAGGACAAUGAGAGAGUGCUCUUUUUACCGGUUCGUAUGACGAUGGUUGCACCGCGUCACUACUGCGUUAUCGCCAACCCCGUUGCCCGUGACGACAACGGCCAGGUUUUGUUUGACCAAUCGGGUCAAGCCAAGCUGCGUCACGCCGACCUGGAGAUCCGCCUGACGCAGGACCCGUUCCCUCUGUACCCAGGAGAGGAGAUCCAGAAGGAUCCGACACCUCUGCAGAUCGUGUAUCCGGACACGGCGCUGCGUCUGCAGGCUCUGCUGGACUUUGAGGAGGUGGGAGGGGAGAAGAGAGUGGCCGGAGACGAGUGGCUGUUCGAAGGACCAGGGACCUACAUCCCCAGGAAGGAGGUGGCGGUUCUGGAGACCAUCAAGGCCACAGUGAUCCGAGAGAACCAGGCCAUCAGGCUGAGAGCUCGCAAGGAGGGCAAAGACCGAGGCGGAGUCCAGAGGAUCACAGGCGACGAGUGGCUGGUCUGCAAAGUGGACGUGUACCUUCCAGGUGCUCACGAGGAGGUCAUCGACAUCGUCAACGCCUUCAUCCUCACCGACAAGAAAGCGCUGCACGUCCGCGCCCUGCGGCCCUUCAAAGACGCCGGCGGACAGGACCGCCACGGGGAGGAGUGGCUGGUCACCAUGGCCGACAGGGAGGCCCACAUCCCCUCUGUGGCGGAGGAGGUGGUGGGCGUGGUAAACGUGACCACCCUGAGCAGCAGGCAGUACUGCGUGAUCCUGGACCCGGUCGGGCACGACGGCAAGCCUCAGCUGGGAAAGAAGAAGGUGGUGAAGGGUGAGCGCUCCUUUUUCCUGCAGCCGGGUGAGCAUCUUGAACAGGGCAUCCAGGACGUGUACGUGCUGUCGGAGGAGGAGGGCCUGGUGCUGCGAGCCGUGGAGGCCUUCACCGACACCGAGGAGCACAUGGAGCAGGACUACGAGGAGGAGGAGGAGGAAGAGGAGGGGGCCAUGGAGAGCAGGCCUAAGCGCACCCGGAGGAGCGGCAUCCUCCGUCGCCCCGGAGACCGCUGGAUGCUGCGGGGCCCCAUCGAGUAUGUCCCCCCCGCCACAGUGGAGGUGGUGCUGAGGCAAGAGGCCAUCCCCCUGGACGAGAACGAGGGGAUCUACGUCAGGGACAAUAAGACUGGAAAGGUGCGAGCGGUGAUCGGUCACACCUACAUGCUGACUCAGGAUGAGGAGCUGUGGGAGAAGGAGCUUCCUCCAAAGGUCGAGGCCUUGCUGGCCGCCCGCCUCGACCCGCUGUCCGACCGCUCCGACCGCCAAAAUAUGGGAGAGGACGGGCGGAGGGAGAAGACCAGGGUGGUCUCCUACAGGGUCCCUCACAACGCCGCUGUCCAGGUGUACGACUACAGAGAGAAGAAAGCCAGGGUGAUGUUCGGGCCGGAUUUGGUGAUGCUGGGACCCGAUGAGCAUUUGACCGUGCUGUCGCUGUCCGGGGACAAACCGAAGAGGCCCAACGUCAUCAAGGCCAUCUGCCUCCUGCUGGGGCCAGACUUCUUCACUGACAUCAUCACCAUAGAGACGGCGGACCACGCCCGCCUGCAGCUGCAGCUCUCCUACAACUGGCACUUUGAUAUCAAGCUGCCGGCCGACUCUGCUUCUGCAGCAACUCUGUUCUCAGUUCCUGACUUUGUGGGAGAUGCCUGUAAAGCCAUCGCCUCCAAGAUCAGAGGAGCUGUCGCCUCGGUGCAGUUUGAUGAUUUCCGUAAGAACUCCAACCGGAUCAUCUGUUCCGCUGUGUUCGGCUUCGACGAGAAGAUGGCGAUCCGUCCCAACCUUUGCUUCAAACAGAACAACUUGGUGAUCAGCAGCGUGGACAUCCAGUCCGUGGAGCCCGUCGACCAGAGGACCCGAGACGCCCUGCAGAAGAGCGUCCAGCUGGCCAUCGAGAUCACCACCAACUCCCAGGAGGCGGCCGCACGACACGAGGCGGAGCGUCUGGAGCAGGAGGCUCGGGGGAAGCUGGAGAGGCAGAAGAUCACCGACCAGGCCCAGGCGGAGAAAGCCAGGAAGGAACUGCUGGAGCUGGAGGCGCUCAGCGCUGCGGUGGAGAGCACGGGAGCUGCUAAGGCGGAGGCUCAGUCCCGCGCUGAGGCGGCUCGCAUCCAGGGAGAGGCGGCAGUCAGCGAGGCCAAACUGAAGGCAGAGGCUCAAAGGAUCGAGGCGGAGGCGGAGCUCCAGCGCCUGGCGAAGGCGCGUGAGCAGGAGCUCAACUAUAAGAAGGAGAUGGAUAAUCUGGAGGUGGAGAAGCAGGAGCGUCUGGCUCAAAUCGAAAGUGCCCACUUCAAGAAGCUGGUGGAGAGUCUGGGCAGUGACACGCUGAAGGAGAUCGCCAGAGCCGGACCAGAGCUGCAGGUGAAGAUGCUCCAGGCUCUGGGACUCAAGUCCACCCUCAUCACGGAUGGCUCGUCUCCCAUAAACCUCUUCACUACGGCCAACGGCCUGCUGGGGGCGCUGCCAGGGUUGGGACAGGGUUCGGCACCGUGAGGAAGGGGAGGGGAAAUAUAAAAAUAAAAAAGCUGACCACGCCACAAGUAAUGUUUACUAGAAUUAUGUUCAUGCAAAUGUACAGCGUGAACAAUUAAAAUAAACAAACAAGCUUAAAAGAAAACCCUUUUUUCUAUACUUUCUAUCUUAUGCUUGGAUCAGAAAAAUUAAACAAAGUUUGUCCAGUUUAUAUAACCAGGAAGUUACUGAAUCCUUAGAUUCACUGCUUCUCUACAAUCAAAAUUCUAUGUUCAAAACUCAGCAUGAGAAAUAAAAGGAACUGUUUCAUUGUUCUUACAUAAAAGUGGGUCGUCUAAUAUUAAAACGCAUUUCACUCUCUGCAUAAAAAUGUCAGACCUCUAAAAAUAAAAUUUGCUGUUUGUUUAUUAGAUGACACACUUUCAGACGGAGCAGGGAAGCAGACUCACGUCCUUGGUUUAUUUUCUCCAGGUUGUACAACGUAGACGCGAUGUUCACUGUUACUGAUCAUUACUUUACAGAAGAAAUGAGACUCUGAGUUUUGACAGAGCAGAACUGACAACAUGUGAUGUGUCCGUGAACUGAUGCUGUUAAUGGAAUAAUUGUGCCUAAAAACUUCAUAACUUUUUGUUUACUUUGUUGACACCUAAAAGCCAAAGAUUUCCCUUUCUGCUUUGCACUAUAGCCACAGAAAUUAACAAAUAUAAACGUAUAGUCUGUAUUGAGCAUUUCUACUUCUGUGGUGGAGGUUGUGUAGUUUUUCUCUUUGCCUUAAAAAGUGCUGUUGUUCCUACGUUAAGACCUGUGUGCUGCUGCUGCUGCUGCUGGUAUACUUACCAAUAUUAAAAACGGAUACUUUACUGA